GAGUAUGUUAUUAGUGUUGUGGUAUUUUCCUAAAAAUGGUAAAGCUAAAAUGAAACUGUAAUCAUCGACAUGUAAACCUUGUUCAUUGUAAACGUUAAAAGGUUAUUUCACUUCUAUUAAUUUUUAGUCACCUUUAAUUUUUCAAACACAAGCAACAGACUUAGAAGUUAGAUUUUUGAUGAUGUUGAGAAUCGGCAGUAAGAAGGACAUGAACAGGGAGUACUCGUGUACCAUUAGGCUCAUCGAUGAUAACGAAGUAAUCGAAUGCGCAUUUCGGCGAGACCACAAAGGUCAAUAUCUUCUGGAUUAUGUAUGCAGUACCCUAAACCUAGUGGAAAAAGACUACUUUGGGCUUCGAUAUGUAGAUCUUUCUAGACAGCGGCACUGGUUGGACACAGGCCGAUCUAUUCUAAAGCAAGUCAAAGGCUUGCAGACGAUAAUUUUCUUUUUUCGAGUCAAGUUUUAUCCACCAGAACCUCACCAAUUGAAAGAAGAGAUCACUCGAUACCAGAUCUUUCUCCAGCUUCGUCGAGAUCUCCUUCAUGGACGACUUUACUCAUCACAAGAUGAUUCUGCUCAGUUAGCUGGCUAUAUUGUUCAGUCGGAGUUAGGGGACUAUGAUCCAGAUGAACACAGUGGUAACUAUGUAGCAGACUUCAAGCUUCUUCUGAAACAGACAGCUCGCCUUGAAGAGAAAGUAGCUGAAAUUCAUCAGUGUCACUUACGUGGCCAGGUUCCAGCUGUGGCAGAGAUAAACUUUUUACAAAAAGCUUGUGUUUUGGAUGCUUAUGGAGUUGAUCCUCACCCUGUCAAGGAUCCAAAAGGAAAUCAGAUGUACUUGGGAAUUAAUCAUGCUGGCAUCUCAACUUUUGUGGGUAGUCAAAAAACCCAUCACUUUAAAUGGCAGGAUAUUCAGCGAAUAAACUUUGAAGGCAAGAUGUUCAUCAUCCAUCUUCUCUUGAAUGAGGAUGCUAGGAAAAAGAGGAAACAUUUAAUUGGAUUUAAAUGCCCAACUCAAGCAGCUUGUAAACAUUUGUGGAAAUGUGCUUUAGAACAACGCUACUUCUUUAUGGUAAAGUCCUCAGCUGAAGUUCCAGCAGUUACUACUGGAGGAGGUCUGUUUUCUAGAGGGUCAAAGUUUAGAUACAGUGGUCGGGUUGAGAAAGAAGUGGUAGAGCUAAUGAAAAACCUUCAGCGAGACCCUCCCCAAUUUCAAAGAAGUAUGCGUUCCUCAUCAUUUCACCAGCAAAGUGAAUCAUAUCCAACAACCCCAGCCACUUUAUGUGCAGAAUAUGAAACUGAUUUUUCUGACAUCCACUACCUGAACAACUCAGCUCCAUUGACAGAAAAUAUGGAUUCCUUUACCUCAACAGACUCCUCCAGCUAUAAGUGCAUCAACCAUUCCACACAGAAUACUGAAAGUCUGAGUGGUCUGACUCUACCAGAACAUGAAGAAGCCCCCAUCCCUCUGCUUGAGGAGCCUGAAAAUCAACGGAUUGAACAGUUGGAGGACAAAAUAUCUGAGGAAUCUCAAAACCUUAAUGAGGAUAACCAGCAGGAUGAGCUGGAGAUAACUUUUCCUUCAUGUCAAACUUCAACUUCACAAACUGGUGAGAAACUUGAACAGAAGCCUCACAAUGAAUAUGUUGAGGAAGUGUAUGCUCUAUCUAAAACACAACAGGCAGAAAAAAGCAUCCAACAAGAUCUUAUAAUUCCCCAGCAGACAAAAUGUCAAAGUAACCAACAAUUUCUUUCUCAUUCAGUAAAUGUGGUAAGAGUAACCAUCCUAGCCUUCCUUUUUAUAAUCCUGCUUUUGUGGUGUUUACUUAUUGUAGUAAUGGAAUCAGACUCUGCUAUUUUUAGUGAAGUACGUAUGUUGCCAGCACUGGUAAUGUUACGACGAGAGUACUAUGAACCAGCCAAAGAUUUUAUUAUCUACUGUUUAAUGUUCCUAUUUUGAUUGUUGUUUUCAUACCCAGUGUUUUAACAUGCUUGCUGUAUUUUUUUAUUUUAUUUUUACACAAAAAUAUAUUGAGCUUGUAGAACUAAAAUCAUUUUUUAAAUUAGGUUUUUGCUACUUGUGACUGUAUGUGCUAUUGUUUUAAAACAAUUUUUAUCCUGUUUUCAUUAUUGAUAUUGAAAUUUAAGUAUAGCUAUUUUCUUCUUAUCCCACUUGGAAAACUAAUAAUUGCUAUAAUUAAUAUAGAACUAAACAAUUAAGCCAGUUUGCUUCAAACAACAAGUUGGGUAUUGCUAUCUAUUAAAAAUUUAAAAAAAGAGUUUUCUCUUUCUGUAAAGCACAUAAGAGAUGAUUUAAUGUAGUACUUCCUCUAAGUGAUCUUUAAAAACUUUAUUUAUUGUGCUGAUAACAGCUGGGAAGUUUUCCAAUCUAUCUUUAUUCCAUUGUUUUAGGUAAAACUUUUACUUUAUGGUGCUGAAUCUACAACAUUUUAAUCAGUAAUAUGUUUCAGACAAAUAUUUUAUCACACUGUUAGAAAUUAGUUUGCUCCUUUUUUUCCAUAUUUUAAGAUUAAAAAGUUUGUGUAGGUUUGCAAUACAAUGAUUUAUUUGUAUUCAAAAUUAAGUUAGUGAGCUGUAUUUACUGUUUUUAUUUUUUUUGAAUUAAAGGAAUAUAUAUUUUAUAUGCUAUUUGUUGUUAGCCAGCAGAUGGGACCACUUAAAAAAACAUUAGGAGUACAAUAGGCAAUUUCUAGGUUUACUUUUGACUAGAAAGAACCAGUGUAAUUAGGAUGUCUUUUUUUUUUUUUUAUCCCAUGUAAAAUUGAUGAAAAAAUACAUUGGAAUGUCAUAUUAUUUAAACCUUCUGGAACAAGAUAGUUUUGUAUAGAGUGAACAUUGUUUGUUUAUGCUGAUUUUUGUUAAGAUGAAUUUAUUAGAUUGUUUUUUUGUUUUUGGUAUAACAUAUAUGCACACAAAUAUAGCUGAAAAUAUCAAAGCAGCAUUUGGAAAGACCACUAUCUCUUAAUGAUUUCCUUUAAGCUUUUCACCCAUGAAUGGAGUUUUAAAAGUACUGAAAAAAAUUGUCAGUUCUGGGAUAGUCAUCUUUGCAUGAACCUCUAGAGAAACCUUUUUAAUACUAAACUCUUAUUAAAUUUGUGGCGAGAAAGUAAAUCAGUUGUUAUUUCAAUGUUGGUGAUGAUUAUUUUUUGAGGAAACAUUAACAGUAAGUUCAAGUUUACUUGUUUUCAUUUGACCAAUUAGUUCUUAAAAAGAAUGAAUAUUGUUUGUUUGUUUUUUUGUGAUGAGGUAUUCCUCAUGUGAUUCAAUAUUUUAUAUAAAUGUCUUAGAAAAGUAUUACAUUUUUACUUCAGAAGUAUUAUUCUUUAUCUUUGACUAACAAUUUGGCAUGAUUCGAAUAAAUUUGGUGUUAAAUCAGUAGUAUAAGGUAAUAAUUGAAAUAUUUCAUGUAUAAACGUUUUACAGAUUUCAGAAAUUAUGCUUGGAUGGCAAUCUUAUAGGAGAGUUAUCAAAAUAUCAGAAGUGAGAAAAUUUUAUUUAAACGUAUAUAUAAUAGUUUUUGACAUUUUGGUUUAAAGGAGAGUUGAAUUCUUUGCCAAGAACUUAUUUUCUCUGGUCAUGUGCAAUAGAUGCAAACUCUAAAACUUGUAGCUGUCAUUAAGGUCAACUAUCAGUAGAUCAUACAAUAAAAUUAUGAUUAUUGUAAUACAAUAGCCUCUAGCUAAAAUUGUACAUUGCUAUUGAUCUUGAUAAAAUUAGGAAUUAUGAUUUAGGCUAUAUUUUUUUCGUGGUAGAAAAACUUAUUUCACAGCAUUAGUAAGAAGGGAUGUAUUUCACAGUUAAACAGAACAUUAACUAUGUGAAAAAUAAUUAAUAAAAAAUAUAUAAAGAUAGUUGUAGGUGUUUUUUUGUCAAUAUUAUCGAAUUUCUCUAUAUUCACGUUUGAUUUUGCAAGAAAAGGUUACUCACUACUGUAACUUCUAAUAAUUACACAAA
Messenger RNA from Limulus polyphemus (Atlantic horseshoe crab), 3975 nucleotides. RefSeq names its product FERM domain-containing protein 5-like. The record is from RefSeq and is a predicted model, not a curated record. NCBI's taxonomy places the organism in Eukaryota, Metazoa, Arthropoda, Merostomata, Xiphosura, Limulidae. The transcript has 14 exons. Gene Ontology annotation, cellular component: cytoskeleton. Gene Ontology annotation, molecular function: cytoskeletal protein binding. The coding region runs from base 179 to 1960 and encodes 593 amino acids.